CUCAUUCUCAAAUGAGAAAAUGAAAUCGAGUGAAUUUUUUCUAAAAAAAAAAGUGAAAUUAGGAAGUGAAACCAUUUGACGCUAUCGCAGCCACCUCUUUCUCGCUUCCUCCGCCGUCCUACCGUCGUAACACAGAACCUCUCUACUUCGGUGCCACCUCAUUGAAGACUGUCGCAACCACGUUAAAGACCGACGCCCCAUUCAGAUGAAAUGGUGGUUUGUUGGAAAACGGGGGCUGUGGAGGAGGAACACCACAUUCUCAAUCUCUCCGUUUCAUAGGAGCUUACGUUCAGAUGCAGCGUUGGAAGCCAUAGCCAAAGCUUCAGAACAUAAAGUUCCCAACAUAGUUCUCUACAAUUAUCCUUCAUUUUCUGGAGCAUUUUCUGCUCUCUUUGCUCAUCUCUUCCACACUCGUCACAAUCUCCCUUCACUUAUAUUACCUUUCUCUUCUGUUCCCUCCCUCGCUUUCAGGGUUGAAGAUUUGUGCAUUGAAGGCCUUCAGACAUGUUAUCUGCUUGACUUUCUUCCUCCAAAGGAAUUCCUUUUCAAACUUUCCCAUCAAUCAAAUUGCAAGAUUAUUGGGUUUGAUCAUCGGAAAUCAGUACUUAGCAAUAUCCCUUCUGCAAAUGAGUGUACUGAGAAUAUUAUGAUUAAUGUUAACCAUGAGAAGAGUAGCUCUAGAGCUGUUUAUGAAUACUUUACCAACAAACACGAGGAUGUUAAAAGUUCUGAUGAUUUGGUUUCAUGUUUGUUGGAUCCAAAAGACAUAGGGCGUGUGGAGCUUAUUCUUAAGUAUAUCGAGGACGGAGAUCUUCGCCGGUGGAGCUUGCCUGGCAUUAAGCCCUUUAACAUUGGACUGAGUGAAUGGCGGUCAAGGUUUAGCUGCAUUUCCAACCCACACAUGUUUAAGCAGUUGCUGGAAUUGAGCGUUGAAGGCUUAAUUGCUAAAGGAAAUUCAUCUAUUUCAGCUCGUCGGAAUGCUGCAAGUAAAUUGCUGGAAAAGGUUUUCAGGGUUCGGCUGGGUAGAGGAUUUUAUGGAGAGUGCCUGGGAGUUCGGGCAGACGGGAACUCUAACUUAAGUGAUGAAAUUGGCAUGCUUCUUAGUGCGAAAAGUGCUGCUAUUGGUCUGAGGCCCAUAGGAGCGGUCAUAUACAUGCAACGAAAUAAUCUCAAAAUGUGCUUGCGCAGCUCUGACAGUGCUACUGAUACUUCUGAAGUUGCUAAGGCAUAUGGCGGAGGAGGUUCCGCAAGUUCAAGCUCCUUCAUAAUAAGGAUGGAUGAGUAUAACCAAUGGAUUUCAGCAAGUUCCUUAUGAUGGUUUCUAGUGACGAUAUGGCUUGUGACACUUGAAGUGAUCAUAUAUCAUUUUGUGGCAAAAAAAGGGAUAUAUUGAGGCUGCGACAGCGGAUGUGGUGACUGUAGAACACUUGAAUUCCUCAUCUGAUAUGGAGAAUGACGGUAGUGUUAUCAUAGUGUGUCCAUAGACUGUCCUGAUAGUUGAUGCUGCACAUGAUAAGAGUCGAGAAGGUACAACAUGAGCAAGAAGAACAGGGCAUUUAUCUUGAGGAGACUGAUUUCAAGGACAAAAGAUGUGGCAAAUAUAUGAAAAGGAAAUAACAUUCCUGUGGCGUCUAUUUUCUGUUGAGUUUUUAGGUUUUAAUACCCCUGCCGUAAUUGUUUUUCCUACAGUCAGUUAUUGUGAACUUCACAACUUUUGGUAAAAAUAUUUAAAUAAUGUGUUUGAGUGACUUCUAUCCUUUGCUAUUUUCUA
This is a messenger RNA of Trifolium pratense (red clover), 1771 nucleotides long. RefSeq lists its product as uncharacterized. The record is from RefSeq and is a predicted model, not a curated record. The transcript has 9 exons. The coding region runs from base 206 to 1315 and encodes 369 amino acids. NCBI's taxonomy places the organism in Eukaryota, Viridiplantae, Streptophyta, Magnoliopsida, Fabales, Fabaceae.